AUGCCCUCGGAUCCACCCCGGCUCUCGCAGCCAGGCUUGCCUCUGAAGUUGGGUCAUGCCGCUGGUCUGAAGCCUGCACCGCCGUCAGGCAACAAGAGACGUGUGGACAACUCGCGAGAUGCAGAACAAGAGCUCCCAAGAAGUCCAGUUGAGGAGUUAAACCGCCAGAAGAUGCUAGCUGCGUUGGAGGAGGCAAGACGACAGGAAUUUGCCCUGCAGGAGAUUGCCAGGCAGGAAGAAUACGCACGACAGGAACUCUCAAGGCAACAAGAAAUAGUACGCAGAGAGGAGGCAAGAAAAGCGGCGCGUGUGAAGAAGUUUCAACACGCAUGGCAUAUACUCAACAAUCUUGAGCGUCAUGACAAGCAGACAGUGGCAUUGGAGUUGUCGCGAGCCCGGAUGGCGGCACGGCAAGAGUACCUGGAACAGUGGACCAAGGAUCAUUUGCGGGAGCUUGUCGCUCCCAUCAUGCGAAGAUUGAAUCAGGUGGCCACCAGGCUGUCUGCUGUGGACAACGGCCUGACGCAGCUUCUUGGUGGAAUGCAAGAAUUCCGACACAACUUGUUGCAACGAGCCCAGUCGACGGCGCGACAGUUCGAGUUUAUCAAGAACGCUGGCAGUGUGGAUCCCAUUCUGAGAGAAACCGGCUACAAGAUGAAUGAUGUCGCCACUAUAGUGCUUCCCAUGUCAACUCUACGAUCUAUCGCGCUGGACCUGAAGCAGCGAGGACUAUGGAAUACCGACGCUGCUAUACCUACAGAUACUACUAUACCAGACUUCUUCAGGGGAUCGAAGACUCCCCGUGUCCGACGUGCGAUGAUCGGGAUCCUGUGGGUGCGUCACGAACUUAUUCAGAAUGCAGCAGUCAUAGCACAGGAACUACAUCUGCUUCGCAAAGUCAGAACAACCUACCUUCUGAACUCCGGUGUCCCCGAGGUGUUCGACUUUAACGCUCGCCACACCAGGUUAUACAUGCUUUCGGUCGAGAUAGUUAACAACUCGACCCGGAUCAACACCCACUAUCACCAUUUGCGAUUGAUGAUUUCUCAGGCGUCUCCCUUCUCAAGACGGACUAACUUGGUACACCACCCGAGACAUCAGUUCCUCCCGCUCAAAGCGCAAGUGGUCUCUCAAGAUGCUCACCAACUCUUCAAAGACACGUUUUCUGCUCCGAUGGCGACCGGAAUGAGAACGAACCUUGCCUUACAAGAGGCUCAGCUGUCGAAUUUCAGACCUGUCACCAUCUUCAUCAGCAGGAUGUCGACAAUCGCCGAAUUGGCGCAUGAGCUCAGCUCUUCCGGCCUUCUGGACCAGUCAUCACCUGCUUCUCAAGCUCUCGCGACAUUGGCCAACGAGCUGUUUGCUGCCCGACGCGAGCUCUACAAUCUACUUGACCUCGCGAUGUUGUGGCGCGGGACUGCCGACAUGUAUCUGGGGAUCCUUCACCGUCCACGAGAGAAGAGCCAUCUGAUGCUGUUUGCUGACCCUCCUCCAGACGCUUCGGCUUUGCCUCGACCCAGCGGUAAAUGUCCGCCGGCGGCUCUCGGCUAUAGCCCGCCAUGGCAGAGGAACGCUCAGCUCUAUUCUAAGCCGGAGUCAUCGAUACCCGUCCACUUUGUGACCGCUCCGGAGGCAGCAUAUUUAGUCCUGCAACGCUUUGCCCGGUGCAAAGUCCUUGGCGUUGAUACCAUCACCAUGGCAGGGGCGAAGGGUAUUCCCACUGGGUCAUCGCCAGUCGAGUAUCUGAUAGUGUCAAGUGAUCGCGAAGUGGCUAUAUUUGCGUUAGGUCUGAUGAACCCAGCCGUUGUUCUGCAUUCUCGGUGUUUCAGACAGACACUUGGUAACCCUGCUAUAUUGAAGGUUGGAGUCAACAUCGGCUUCCAGAAAAAUAUCCUGGCGGAACACUUCGGCAUUGAGUUAAUCGAGACUCACGGCAUCAAUAAAAGCUACGACCGAAUGCAUCGCCGUGGCGAUCUGAAUGAUCCCAGCUUCGCUAUCCUCUCGUUCAUGGCGGCCCAGAGCUUUGGCAGUGCUCUCCCACAUCUCGACGUGGCCCGUGCCAUCCGCGAACUGGGUACCAAGGAUCCCUGUAUUUUCUUCACCCAUCUUGCUUCGCGUGCCUAUGCAGCAUUGCAAAUGUAUCAUCUUUCCUGCGCCGAGAUGCUAUCGAGCGAUCCUUCGGCGGUAACCCAGACGUCGCCUCCCUCCGCCGAAUUUGGCCCGGUUGACUUUCACAUGCUAGGACAAGAGAAGAGCUCUAGAGACAGGGUCCUUUUGGCGCGAUCCCCGCCUCUGAGACAUUCAGGUGCCGCCUAUGUGGCACAGCUUGCUCACGCCAUGGCUCGGAAGGCCUUUGAGACCAAUCCAAACUUCCACGAGCUGAAGCGCAUGCCGAGACGGAAGAGACCAGCGCUUGUUGAAGAUGUGAUAUCAAGCCUCCAGGCUUACUUCCUCUUCACAUCCUUCCGCCAGGAUCUCCGGACCCUCAACAGCUUCGGCAUCCGCCACCCGGCCUCAACCAUACUCCGGAUCGCCGAGAAAGCCGAACUGCCGCUCCAUCGGGAAGAUCGCAUCACUCUGGACAUGCUCAGGCGUCGGGAGCCGGUAGGCCCACUCCCUACUGAGUCGGCCUUGCAGUCUGAAUCUGAGCCGCAGCCUGAGGAUCAGGCUGUGGUGCUCACCGACGGAAAGCUUGUGACGGCCACGUACCCUGCCCCCAGGAGCUCUACGAGUCGUCUUCGGAUCCGAGCUACAGAGAUCGGCAAAGUGGGAAGCAGAGCGGCUAGGAAGACUCCUCAGGCCACUCCUCGAAAAUCCAAAGAGCUCCUUUCUCCUGCAGAUCAACCCUCUGUCUCACCCGGUGCUACCACCAGCACGCCCGUGUCCAAGGAACCUGCCACAGCGGCCGAGCAUGAGCAUGAGCAUAACCCCAGAUUUGACAAGGUGGAGACCUUCUACCGUAGCCUCAACUCGACCACACCGGCCCCGUCCGAUCAGGGCACCUUGGUGAUCGACGGAGCCUCUAGUGGUAUCGGGGAUGUCGUUACCCAGCGAGAGAGUCGCGAUGCCGAUAUAGACGUGCCGAAGGAUCCGAAACAGAGAUCGGAGACACUCACUGGAUCCGGCGGAUCGAACACUCCGACCUUGAACGAAUCCCGGUCUGCUCGGCCUGCCCGGCGCAGCAGAGGUUGGUGGGCGGGUUGA
Molecule: messenger RNA, 3204 nt
Organism: Capronia coronata CBS 617.96
Lineage: Eukaryota; Fungi; Ascomycota; Eurotiomycetes; Chaetothyriales; Herpotrichiellaceae
Exons: 2
Coding region: 1-3204 (1067 amino acids)
Molecular function (GO): nucleic acid binding
Source: RefSeq, a predicted model, not a curated record